CGUAGUGGACAUCAGAGCAGGAUGCAGAGCAGGGUGUGUGUGUGGAGUGUGUGUGUCCUCCUGUCGCUGACACUGGGAUGGACCCAGGCUCAAAGCCAGACGACCAACUUCACCAGGCCUAUCUUCCACUGCGGAGGUCACUUGGUGACUGACUCAGGCUUCGUGGGCAGUGAGGGUUUCCCCAGCCACUACAAACCCAACCGCAAAUGCACUUGGUAUAUCGCUGUCCCCGAAGGCCAUGUCGUCAUGCUCUCCUUCCGUAUGUUUGACCUGGAGGCCGACCCCACCUGUCGCUAUGACUACCUGGAUGUGUACAACGGCCACUCGCACACGGUGCAGAAGCUGGGGAGGUUCUGUGGAACGUUCCGGCCCGGGGCUCUCAUCUCUACCUCCAACACCAUGAUGCUGGAGAUGGUCUCUGAUAGUAGUACAGGAGGACGGGGGUUUGUGGCUCACUAUCAAGGAGGGAAACCACACAUGGAUGAGAACCAGUUUUGUGGGGGGAGGCUGACGAAGGCUCAGGGUUCUGUCAAGACCCCCAACUGGCCCAACUCAGAUUACCCAGCAGGCAUCAGCUGCUCCUGGCACAUCUCUGUGAAGCCCAGCAACGUGAUCAAGGUCAAGUUUGAGAAGUUGGAUAUUGAGGCUGACAGUUACUGUCGCUAUGACUACGUGGCACUCUUCAAUGGAGGCGAGAGGGACGACUCGCGUCGUAUUGGGAAGUACUGUGGUGACAGGGUACCAGGGACCAUAGUGACUAAUGGAAAUGAGCUCCUGGUCCAGUUUGUGUCUGACCUCAGUGUGACAUCUAAUGGCUUCAUGGCCCACUACUCCAGCGUGCCCCGAGGGUCCCGGACACCCUCCGCGGGGGGAGACACCAUCCACGGGCCUCGGGUCGCCUCCACAACCCAGAAACCUAUUUUCAAGCUGGCCAAACCAGCCCGGCCUACCCCUAAAUCCAAGUCAGCCAUCCGGGCAAAGCCCAGCCUAAAACCAGUCACCAGACCUAGUGUAAGAAUACCAGUGAAACCUACACCACGUAAGCCCACAUCCAAGCCUCAAGUCAGACCCACACUUAAACCUAAACCUGCUAAGCCUAUUCCUAAAGCUGGGGCUAGGCCUACACCUAAACAGGGUACCAAGGCUAAGCCAACCCCUAAACCUAGCAUCAAAGCGAAAUCCAAGCCCACACCAAAACCAAUGGCCAAACCAGUGAAACCAACAAAGAAACUCGUCUCUAAGCCUGGAGCCAAGCCUACACCUAAAUCAGUGACUAAGCCUAAAGCUACAGCUAAGUCUGGACAAAGCUGGACCAAGACUGUGACUAAGAAACUUGCAGUGAGCAGGAAACCCCUACCGAUGAACCCGCUGUGUAAACAGGCUUGUAAGAGGACAGGAACACUACAAUCCAACUUCUGCCCUAAUGAUUUCGUGAUCAUGGGGAAGGUGACAUCCUUGGCCCCAGGCCCCAGGGGCAGUGUGACCGUGGACGUGUCUCUCAUCAAGGCCUAUAGGAGUGGUCGCCUGGCCAUCACCCGAUCAGGACCAGCCAAGUCCAUCAAACUCACCUCCACCUGCAAGAAGUGCCCUGGCCUACGCAAAGGAGCGAACUACGUGUUGAUGGGCAAGGUGGACACGGAGGGACAUGGCCUUCUCAACCCCUCUAGCUUCGCUCUCUUGUACAAGGCAGUCCACACCAAAGCACUGGCCACUCUCGCACUCCAACCAUGCUGAUCUCACAGCCCAGUCCACCAAUCCCUGAGCAGGAAAUAUGCCAUUCCUCCGACUUAACAACAACUGCACAACAGCAGUCCAAAUAUGCUAAAUAUGAAAUGUAAACUCAUUCUAAAAAAGCGGAUAAAAAGGGAUAAAAAGGAGUCGUUACAAAACCAUUAGAUACAGUUUUAAACAUGUUUUUAUAUUGUUGAAUUAUUUUAUAUUUUUUAUACACUCAGAUAUACUUCUUUGUAUUUGUAUGUAAAUUAUGAUAUUUCUGUGAUUAAAAAGGAUAUAUAUCA
Salvelinus fontinalis (brook trout) is the source of this 2018-nucleotide messenger RNA. RefSeq names its product procollagen C-endopeptidase enhancer 2-like. Gene Ontology annotation, molecular function: protein binding. The transcript has 9 exons. Lineage: Eukaryota; Metazoa; Chordata; Actinopteri; Salmoniformes; Salmonidae. The record is from RefSeq and is a predicted model, not a curated record. Bases 22 to 1734 code for a protein of 570 amino acids.